GCCGUGCGGCGGUUAUCGGGGUGCGCAGAGAGCUGCAUGCCCGCCCCGAGCUGCGCUCGCCCUACAGCGCUGCAGACAUCUUGUCUGCGUCCCAGCCGCUGCUCCCCCAUCCGCAGCACCGCCAAGCAUCGCUGCACCGAACUGCCGCCCCACAGCGCGGCCCGCGGGCAUCGGAGGUUCUCGGGGAUGCGGCCGCCUUCGGCUGCGCUCGGAGGGAGCUCCGCUCGGCGCUCGGAUCGCCCUGCAGAGCAGGGAGCUGCUGGCUGAAGCGCGUCCUCACCCGUCGGUCGGGGAAGACACCGUCCCCGAUGGGAGACAGCGUGCUGCCCCCCCCGCGUGGGGACACCGUGCACGGAGACAGCCCCCCGCAGUGUGACCGACCCGUCCUCCCAGCCGUGACCCCCUCCCCAAUGGCCACCCCCCCGCCAGGACAGCUCUGCCCCGUUCCCGCAGCCGUGACCCCCCCAGGACAGCCCAUGUCCCCCAUCCCUGCAGCUGUGGCCCCCUCAGCAGAGAGUGUCCCACCCUGGUGUGACAAGACCCCCCCUGCACCUCCCCAUCCUCCCACUACAGAGCAACCCAAAGAAGAGGCAUCGCCCAGCACCGCCGGCCAGCCGCUGCCUGUCCCCACUGCUCCAUGCCCAGCGGAGACACUGCCCCAUGGAAGCACCCUCAUGGCCCCCACUUCUGGCAAAGGGGCACCCUCUGAUGCCAAGAGCCCCCUGGGCAGCACAGCUCGGCCCCCUAAGGAUGCGCCCCCCAAGGACGUGCCCCCUAAGGACGUGUCCCCCAAGGAUGCACCCUCCAAGGACAUUCACCCCAAGGAUACGCCCUCCAAGGAUGUCCCCCCCAAGGAUGCAUCCCCCAAGGACACACCCUCCAAGGAUGUCGCCCCCAAGGAUGUGCUCCCCAAGGAUGUGACCCCCAAGGAUGUACCCCCCAAGGGUGACCGUGCCACUCCAGCUGCUGCAUCACCAUCUUCAGCCGCCAGCCCCAGGCCCAAGCAAGCAGAUGCUCAGAAGGCCCAGGCACGGCACAGGCAGGCGAAAGAGCGACGAGAGGAACGGGCCAAAUACCUGGCGGCCAAGCGGGCGCUGUGGCUGGAGAAGGAGGAGAAGGCCAAAGUGCUGCGGGAGCGGCAGCUGGAGGAGCGCCGGCGGCGGCUGGAGGAGCAGCGGCUGCGGGCAGAGAAGCGCCGUGCGGUGCUGGAGGAGCGGCAGCGGCAAAAGCUGGAGAAGAACAAGGAGCGCUACGAGGCGGCCAUCCAGCGCUCGGCCAAGAAGACGUGGGCAGAGAUCCGGCAGCAGCGGUGGUCGUGGGCGGGCGCCCUGCACCACGGUUCUGCCGCGCACAAGGAUGGUGCGAGCCGCUGCUCGGUGUCCGCCGUAAACCUCCCCAAACACGUCGACUCUAUAAUCAACAAGCGGCUCUCCAAAUCCUCUGCCACCCUCUGGAACUCUCCCAGUAGAAACCGCAGCCUGCAGCUGAGCCCCUGGGAGAGUAGCAUAGUGGACCGGCUGAUGACGCCCACACUGUCCUUCCUGGCACGCAGCCGCAGCGCCGUGACACUGGCCGGGAAUGGCAAGGAACAGGUGCCCGUGUGCCCCCGCUCGGCCUCUGCCAGCCCCCUCAGCCCCUGCCACAACCACCGCCUGCCGCACCGCUGCUGGGAGAGGCGGAGGGGCACCGCUGGCAGCCCCGAUGUGACACCGCGUCGCCGCGCCGAGUCCUCACCGAAGAAGAAGGAGAAGAAGGAGAAGGAGCGGGAGAAUGCCAAGGAGCGCAGUGCGCUGUCCCACGAGCGCAGCCUCAAGAAGCGGCAGUCACUGCCUGGCGCACAGCCCCGGCUCCUGCCCACAGCUGACAGCAGCCCCGGCCCCAAGAACCGUCCCUCAUCCCCUGCCACCCCCAAAACCCGCCCAGCGUCCCCCAGCCCGGCCCUGGGCUCGCCCCACAAGCCGCCCCUGCCCCGCAGUGCCCACUCCUCCCCCAAGGUGCGGGCCAGGGCGCGGGACGAGCGGGGUGAGCAGGAUGGCCAGGCCAAGGGGCGAGAGAGGAAGGAGGAGGAGAAGGGCCCAGCCACCCCUGAGCCGCCCAGGGUUCCCACGGAGCCGGCAGCAGCCCCCUCGGCCCCCGCAGCCCACAGCCCCCCCAGCAGACCCUCAGCCGGCACUACGGACCGGGAGGAGGCCGCCCGACUGCUGGCAGAGAAGCGACGCCAGGCCCGCGAGCAGCGGGAGCGCGAGGAACGGGAGCGCCGGGAGCAGGAGGAGCAGGAGAGGCGGCUGCAAGAGGAGAGGGCGCAGCGGGCGGCGGAGGAGCAGAGCCGCAGGGAGGCCCUGGCACGGCAACGGGAGGAGGAGCGGCAGCUGCAGGAGGAGCGCGAGGCCCAGGAGAAGGCACGGGCAGAACGGGAGGAGACGGAGCGGCUGCAGAGACAGAGAGAAGAGGCCGAGGCGAAGGCACGCGAAGAGGCUGAGCGGCAGCGCCUGGAGCGGGAGAAGCAUUUCCAGCGUGAGGAGCAGGAGCGGCUGGAGAGAAAGAAGCGCCUGGAGGAGAUCAUGAAGCGGACGCGCAAAUCGGAUGCAUCAGAUGCCAAGAAGAAGGAAGACAAGAAGAUAGUGAACGGGAAAGCAGUUGAGCAGGAGCACAGCACAGGUGGUGAGAAGAGAGCAGGGCCGAUGCCAAAAGCAGAGGAGCUCCCUGAGACGGAGACACCAAGUGCAGGGACGCUGGGGACACUGAAGGGCCCGGCAGGCGAGGGGCUGCAGCCCAGCUCUCCGGCCAAGGAUGUGGCAGCCCCGGUGGUGAACGGCGUGCAGCCCAGCAAGCACGAGAACGGCUUCUCAGGCACCGAGGGCUCCUCAGAGCUGCUGGAGCUCUCCCACCACGGUGGCAGCCCCAGCAGCAUCAUCCCCUUCGGCGACAAGGAGCCUUUCCUCAAGCAGGCGGUCGUAAAACCCCCCCAAGUCACAGAGGUGCUGUGAGGCCCGGCCCUGGCUGAUGUCCCCACGGAGCACCGUGCAGACCCAUAGCUGUUGUCAGCAGGAACACCUCGCUGCUCCCCUCCGCCCGCCCGGCCAUGCCAUGAGGAGCCCGGGCAGCACGAGGCUCCAACAUGGCAGCCGCCAGCCCCGCACCCACACCGGGGCCUCCUGGUUUCUCUCUCAGUUGUUUUUAUUUCGUUUUGUUCAUUUUUUUUUUAAACAAACAAACAAACCAUGCACCUUAUCAGCCUGACGCCCCCGCCCACGCCCGCCCGAGCCACCCCAGACGUGUGCUGUCAUACUGUGGUUAUUUAAUUCGCUGGGUACAAUGUAUGUGAAUACUGUAAAUAGCGCUCGGCCGACACCGGGGGGCUCGGGGCUGCCCGGGGCCCCGCGUCCCCUUUGUCCCCACGCAUGUAUGCGUGCACCCGGGGCUGGGCCGGGCCCACGCUGCUCUCCGUGCCGUUGUGACAGUGUUAUGCAUCCGGACAACCUCUGCGAACAAUAAAAGUGGACAACCACGCAA
This is a messenger RNA of Gallus gallus (chicken), 3513 nucleotides long. RefSeq names its product MAP7 domain containing 1 (gene MAP7D1). The record is from RefSeq and is a predicted model, not a curated record. Gene Ontology annotation, biological process: microtubule cytoskeleton organization. The transcript is spliced from 18 exons. Bases 309 to 2987 code for a protein of 892 amino acids. Lineage: Eukaryota; Metazoa; Chordata; Aves; Galliformes; Phasianidae. Gene Ontology annotation, cellular component: microtubule cytoskeleton.